Molecule: messenger RNA, 2678 nt
Organism: Uloborus diversus
Lineage: Eukaryota; Metazoa; Arthropoda; Arachnida; Araneae; Uloboridae
Product: transmembrane channel-like protein 7
Exons: 18
Coding region: 668-2506 (612 amino acids)
Cellular component (GO): plasma membrane
Molecular function (GO): mechanosensitive monoatomic ion channel activity
Source: RefSeq, a predicted model, not a curated record
UUUUCGAAACAAAACAUCCCCCCCCCCCGAAAAGCAGAAUCUAAUUGUGAUUUUGUUGUGUUUCGAUAUUUUUGCACAGAAGUUAAAAAUGAACUUAAAAUUUGUGUCCGAAAAUGGAAGAUAUGAACUUAAAGCAAAGAAAAGUUGAUGAGCAACACUCUUCGAAUGGCGCAUAUAAUGUCACAAGGCAACGCCAAUCUCUUUCUCCCAUGCGUAGGCAAUCCCUUCUAGCUGCCCAGAUGCAGAAGGUUCUUCCAGAUUCUUCUGGUCUGAAAAAUAUUAUGGGGUCAAAAAAAAUGAAAGAAAUGUUAGAUCAACAUUUCUCGGCAAAAUCCUCAAAAAGAACUUCAUUGCCUUAUAUUACGACAAAAAGAAGAGUUUCUUUUCUUUCUUCUCGUCCGAGAGCUUCAUCUGUGUCCCAAAUUCAAGGUGAGCUACCAGAAUAUCAUAUUCCUGUCAAAGAAGAGGAGAUGCAUCAUUCAGAUCUUCGUAAACUUCCUUUUUCACUUCAUGAGAAGCGAAAAUAUCGUUCCUAAGUAGAAUAAAAUACUUCUGUAAAAGGCAUGCAUCUAAAUUUACGCUGUGGAAUAAUUCUUUAAAAACCAUUGAAGGUCAACAUGGUGCAGGUGUUGUUUCAUAUUUUCUUUUUAUUCGCUGGCUCUUCAUUAUGAAUAUUCUCAUCUUUCUCGUAAACUUCAUUUUUCUAAUAUUGCCUCAUGUUCUACUCUAUGAUCACAAUCAACCUCAAAAAAUCCAAAUUCCAGAUCUUGAAAGUUAUGUUCAAAAGAUUUUGAGAUCACCUGUAUCCAUUGUCUCAAGCAAUGAGAAAAAUAUAUCCGUCUUGAGUUGGUCUAAUGAUAACAUUUCUUGGAACGUAUUCCAAAAAAUAAAACUUACAAAUCAUAAUAUUGCUGAACUUAAUUCUUACUGUCAUCAAAAGUAUACAGAGGAAGUGCAGAAAACGUCUAAGGGUGGAGGAGUGUCAACCUAUGCACAGAAUUUGCUUCAAGGAACUGGCUUUAUGGAAACAACACUAAUGUUUCUUGGUUCAUAUACAUCCAAUGACUUUUCCUAUCUUGGGCAUAGAUAUUAUGUACCAGUUGCAUUUCUUUGCACACAGAUGCUAACAGCAUUUUUGUGUUUAUUUAUGAUGGUUCAGUAUUCUUCUUUUGGUUUAAGAGAGAGCUUUUUAACAAGAAGUGACUUGCAAAACUAUUGUAAUCUAGUGUUUUGUGGUUGGGAUUAUGGAAUUGUAAAUCCUGACAGUGCAACUUUCCAACAUGAACGUUUCUUUUCCAGUCUAAUGACAUGUAUUUCAGAAAAUCGUAUAAAAAAGAAAUUAGCAUUGUGGUCAACACAUAUGUGGACUAAACUGUAUGCAAUAAGAGUAUUUAUCAAUUGCUUAGUGGUUUUGUGGAUAGUUGGAGCCUACAUGAUCAUUUACAAUGUAGCUCUCUACCAAAUGAGAGAAAAACAAAGAGAAGUGACCGGAAAAACAGGAAUUCAAGCUUUUCUUGUAAAAGUACUUCCCCCAGUUGUUAUUCUUGCAACACAAUCAAUAUCACCUGUUGUAAUGGGUAUCCUAGUUAAAUUCGAAAAAUAUCAUGCUCAGACAGAAAAUAACAUUACUUUAAUGAGAAAUGCUUUUCUAUGGCUUUCAUCUGCAUUCGUACUCAUUAUGACUUUCCAUUCUGAGAUUGCAUGUGAACCCAGAGAUGCCUGUGGAAAAGGAAUAAGUGAUUGCCGUUGUCCACGAUGUUGGGAAACAUUUGUGGGUCAGCAAUUAUACAACCUAACUAUUGUCGAUUUAUUCAUUUAUAUUGGUAUAUUCUUAUUUUUUGAUGUUCUAAGAGAUUAUCUUGUGACAAAAUUUGACAAUAAAUGCACAAGAGCCAUUGGACGUCAAACGUUUUUUUUACCAAUUCAAGUAUUGUAUCCCGUAUAUUCACAGACAAUUUUAUGGCUUGGUGUGUUCUAUGCGCCUCUGCUUCCAGCAAUUAUGGUUCUUAAACUUCAAUUUGUAUUUUAUAUAAAAAAGGCAAUGGUGUUAAAAUAUAGUGAACCUUCCAAGACUUCAUAUAAAGCAUCACGGUUCAACUCAAUGUUCAUGAUCAUCCUGAUGCUUUCUUUUUUUGCUGUGACAGCAGUUCACUUUUAUACAUUAGAAAAGAUUAAGACAUCUCAUGGUUGCAGUCCUUUUCGCAGUGCUGAUUUGAUGAUAAAUGCAAUUCGUGAUUCAUUACAGAAUUGGUCUGGAGUUCUUUUGUUUUGGACAUUUUUUCAUCAAGAAUGGUGUUUUAUUCCCAUUGCAAUGAUUUUAUUCGCUGCUAUGUAUUACUAUUAUGGAAUUAUUCGAUCUGAACAAGAACUGUCAAAAAGGAUUAGGAAUCAACUGAUUUUAACCAGCAAUGACAAGCAGUUUCUCUUGCAACGAAUUGCAACUCUAACUAAGGAUUUUAACAAAACUAUUGUAAAAAAGGAUGAAAAGGCUUCUGAAAGUAAAUGAGUGCUAAAUUUGUUGUUAAAUAAGUUUCUGAAGUUUGUUUGUAUAUUAGCACUGUAUUCUCACAUUCAGUGGUAUUUUUACACCUGUAUUCAUUUCCAUGAAUCGUAUUAAUUUAUGGCAAGUUUUUCCCCUGAGACCUGUUGCUAAUAAAAGUUCUAUUUAUUUGUUUGCU